Messenger RNA from Onychomys torridus (southern grasshopper mouse), 1083 nucleotides. Its product is annotated as vomeronasal type-2 receptor 116-like. The transcript is spliced from 2 exons. Gene Ontology annotation, molecular function: G protein-coupled receptor activity. The annotation marks the transcript as partial. Gene Ontology annotation, cellular component: membrane. The record is from RefSeq and is a predicted model, not a curated record. NCBI's taxonomy places the organism in Eukaryota, Metazoa, Chordata, Mammalia, Rodentia, Cricetidae. Gene Ontology annotation, biological process: G protein-coupled receptor signaling pathway.
AUGCUCCCCUCUGUGUGCAGUGCUGACUGUGGUCCUGGAUUCAGAAAGUUCUGGCAGGUGGGAAUGACAGUCUGCUGUUUUCAUUGCAAACCCUGCCCAGAAAAUGAAGUUUCUAAUCAGACUGAUGUGGACCAGUGUGUGAAGUGUCCAGAGGAGCAGUAUGCCAAUGCAGAGCAGAACCAGUGCAUUCCCAAAUCUGUGAUCUUUCUAACCUAUGAAGACCCCUUGGGGAUGGCUCUGACCUCAAUGGCCUUGUGCUUCAUUGCAUUCACAUCUGUGGUUCUUGGGGUAUUUGUGAAGCAUCAUGACACUCCCAUUGUCAAGGCCAAUAACCGCAGUCUCAGUUACACUUUGCUCAUCUCACUCCUCUUUUGUUUCCUGUGUCCAUUUCUCUUUAUUGGCCAUCCCAACGCAGCUACAUGCAUCCUGCAGCAAAUCACAUUUGGGGUUGUAUUCACUGUGGCUGUUUCCACUGUGUUGGCCAAAAGGGUUACUGUUGUUCUGGCUUUCAAAGUCACAGCGCCCGGACAAAGGGUGAGAUUCUACAUGACUUUGGGGGCUCCCAACUAUAUCAUUGGCAUCUGUACCCUCAUCCAAAUUAUUCUCUGUGCAAUCUGGCUUGGAGUUUCUCCUCCAAAUAUUGACAUUGAUGCACACUCUGAGCAUGGUCAAAUCAUUAUUGUGUGUGACAAGGGCUCUGUUACUGCGUUCUACUGUGUCUUGGGAUACCUUGGCUCCCUCGCCUUUGGGAGCUUUGUUGUGGCCUUCUUGGCCCGGAAUCUCCCUGACAAAUUCAAUGAAGCCAAGUUGUUGACCUUCAGCAUGCUGUUGUUCUGCAGUGUUUGGGUCACUUUUCUUCCUGUCUACCACAGCACAAAAGGCAAGGUCAUGGUGGCUGUGGAGGACUUCUCCAUCUUGGCUUCCAGUGUUGGCCUCUUGGGAUGCAUCUUUUUCCCUAAGUGCUACAUAAUUUUGUUAAGACCAGAGAGAAAUUCUCUGCAAAAGUUAAAGGAGAAGCCAGACUGUGGUGGCCCACACCUUUAUUCCAGCACUUGGGAGGCAGAGCAUAGCGGUAUUCUUUGA